Messenger RNA from Mus musculus (house mouse), 29610 nucleotides. RefSeq names its product leucine rich repeat transmembrane neuronal 1 (gene Lrrtm1). Gene Ontology annotation, cellular component: GABA-ergic synapse; postsynaptic membrane; axon. The transcript has 2 exons. Lineage: Eukaryota; Metazoa; Chordata; Mammalia; Rodentia; Muridae. Bases 27657 to 29225 code for a protein of 522 amino acids. The record is from RefSeq and is a predicted model, not a curated record.
GGGGAAGGGAAAGAAUAUACAGUUUAAAGGCAUGCUCUGAAUUUGCUAAUAGGCAUCCACAGUCCUUUUGGAACUGAAAUAGAAUUUUUGAUGAAGUACCUUGUGGCAAAUUUGAAAUAUUAGCCCAGGGGCCCCAACAAGACAUAAUUCACUCCACUGGUGAGAACAAAUCUCAUUUCCACAUCCAUUCCUCUAAACUCAUUACUGACCCAGGGGAAAAUGCUAGCCUACAGCAAGUUUUAAUAAAGACACUGGUGGGCCUGUUGCUAUAUUACUAAAUGCAAUCAUGAGCAACAAGCCACUUGGUAACAAUGGACCCCUGGACCAAUGGAGUCCCAAGAAGGCAGCUUCUGGAAGGCUUAAUAGUCCACCCAGAGCAGAACAGAACAUCUGAGAAAGAUCCCAUUAUUUUAUGCGAUAUUUUUUUGAAAAAAUAUACAUACCCUGGCUCAAAGAGACUGUCAGAUUGCCUGUAAGUGAACUACUGAGAAUAAUUUACUAUACAUUCAUUUUGGGUUUUGAAGGUAUAAAGAGUCAGUAUCAUUAGAAAAAUUAAACAAAAAAUAAUAAUUACUUUGAGGUCAGAAAGAUCUAAAUUCAAAUGUAAGUUCUAGGAUUAAUUUUAUUAUAUCCUUUUUAGUACAAUGUGUCUUACCUAAAUGUGCAUGAUCUAUGAGAGUAGCCAAUGCUCUUACUGUCUUCUCAUAUGUCCUCUAGUGUCAUGCAUAUAAUGAUUCUCAACAAACACGUAUAAUCAAGAUCUACUCUUCUGGUAUACUAUGAAUGUAAAGAUAGGUAGUAUAUGUAAAACCUUUGUCAUGUUUCUGACAUAAGAGAUUUCCAUAAUGAAGUAAAUUUCCAUGUAUGAAGUAAAUGAAUUGUUGGUAUUUGCUCUGAUCAAAGGCUAUAUCGUGGAAUAAGAAUGUGUGGUACUAUAGGAUGACCUGUCCAGGGAGAGCAACCACAGGAUAUAAGAAGGUGAUGGCCAGGAAGGACACAGUUCAUGCUCAUUGUGCAAGCUGGUUUGUAGUAAUUCCUACAGCAGGUCAGCAACUGUGUGUGGAGCCAGUCCUCAGCCUUAAGAAGCACACUAGAACUUUCCUCUGGAUUUCCAUUGAGCCCUUGAGCUGUUAGAGUCCAAUAAAAACCCCACACAUGUUUCUAGAGGAUGUACUGACUUGUACUGAAUAGCUAUUUGGAGGGAAAUCCACAUGUGCAGAUAGAGGCAACAUGUCCUGACUUGCUAAGUGAGGGGUUUCUCCUAACAUCUGAACUGUCUCCUUCUUCAACCUGGCCAUAUUUUCACUACUAUUCUUUGGCAGUAGGAUGACUUUCAUACUGUCUUCUGAGAUUGCCAGUGAAGAAGUCUGUUCACACAUAAGGAUUGUGAUGAAGAGGGAAUAAAUCAUUAUUAACGCAUAUAAAAAGGGUAUCAGUCCCAGUAGCGAGGUAUCAAAUUCCUUGCAUGAAGCAUCUUAAGGGAGGACUUAUUUUGACUCCGAAUUUGAGGAAGUACUCACAGUCUAACGUGGUGGGAAUGCAUGGCAGCAGGAACAUUAGCCAGCUGAUCACAUCGUGUUUGCCAUCAGGAAGCCAAGCAAGGACAGGAAGUGGGUCAGUCUAUCAAACCUCAAGGAUUGUCCCCAGUGACUUCCUUCCUCCAGCUAGGCUCCUCCUAAAAAGUCACAGCCUUCUAAAAUAGUAUCACCAGCUGGGGAUGAAGUAUUCAAAUACACAAACCAGUGGAGGACAUUUUCACAUAUGAAGCCCUAACAAGAGGGAAGGAGGAGCUUCCUGGGGCAGAUGGUUGCCCACACUGAGCAAAUGGAAAAAGAGAUAUCUCAAAGUUGAACAAGUAAAUAAUCUUGGGCAUAUGUUGUAGCUGAAGUCAAAAUAGGCAUGCAAAUGAUACCCGGAAACUGAACAAUUAGUGAAUUAAUUAUGGCUGUGUUUAGAAUUCUAUUGUCAGUGCCCAUUAUUUAUUGAGUUGAAUUAAAAUCCCUUGUCAUCGUUAAAGAAUGUCACUGAUUGACAGCAUAUGUGGAUUUCGACAAGUAGUUUAGUGGCUUCCAAGGACAGCUCACACCUUCAGAUGAAGAACACACUGACAAGAACCAAGAAUCACAGAUUCCAGAAGCCAAAUAGUCUUUCUAUUUUCCAAUCAGAAGGGUGACUGUUGCAUUUUCUGUGCUUCGGAUUUGAACCUUUGCCUUUCUUUUGGCAUGUCAAACCAUUAUGUCUUCAUCUUUGAAGAGGACACAAUAUCUCGGUUUGCCAGAAGAGGAUAAGUUAAAAAAUAUUCUCCUUUCCUGCACAUCCCUAGAUAAUCAAACCCACUUUACAACUGCCUCUACUUCCCUGUCCUUCUUAUUGCCUUUCUCAAGUCAUCCUCACUCAAGCAGGCACACUCAGGCAGUGACUCGGUUUGGAAAUCUAUAGACAAGUAAACGCUGAGAAAUCUGCUUCUCUGUGGUUGUGUAUUUCUGCCAUAUGCAUCUUUAUGAAAAAGGAGCAACAUUUUUUUUCUGUUGAUUUCUUUCAGCUCUCUUUAGGCUUGCACCCUGAGAAUAGCACCCAUUUUAACUGGUACACUCUUGUAAGAGUAGCCAGAGAGCAGUGGCAGGCUUGGAGCUUAACCACACCCCUGGAGUUUCUACAAAGCAAGAGAACAAAGGGGACAUAUGGAGCCAUUUUUUUCCCUCCUGGUAGAAACACUGUAUAAAUGGGAAGGAGAAGUGAAGAGAAGAAAUUGCAGUAUGACCCAAAACAGAAUCAUGGGAAAGUCCACAUUUCACUCUUUGUUAUUAUUCUUGGAGACAGUUAGGCACUUUCUGCCAAUAAAUCAAGAGACUCUAAUCAAAUCUCUCCUCCCAAAUCCUCCUGAAUGGCUAGACCUGAAGCAACCAAUAGUUUCCUUUUCCUUUCCUUUUCCUUCUGAAGAAGAUAUUUUGUGUUUCUUUAAAUGGAAAGUUUCUACACCACAUCUUAUUUUAGAAUAUCUAACUUUAUCAUGAAGUUUUCCUCAACUCUUUUCCUUAAAUUAGAGCUGUUGGCUAAUUGUGUGGUUAUUUUUUUUUUUUUUUUCGUUUGUUUCUUGUUUUUUUUUUUUUUUCCUUCCCCUGGCCCCAUUUAGGUUGGGCUUGAAAGUCAUAUGCUAAAGGUGAUGAUUAAGCCAAGAACAAGAGUCUUGAAUCUCCACAAUCUUCAGCAACACAGAGAUGAACUUCUGAAGGGGAGUUGGGAGUGGGGGAGGGGCUGAGGAGAAAAUCUUCAGAGUGUAGAAGAGAGAAAAUGACAAGAAGACUAGAGUUGCCAUCUGCUGGAGGAGGGUAAGAAUGACAUUUGACACUCUUUACAAGAGAAAAGAGCAACUCAUUAGUCCAGGUGAUAAAUCUUCCUGAGCUGGGUAUUGCCAGUUAAGAGAUGACAAUUAAUUGAGAUGUGCUGUUAUUUCAGAAUGGGAGUACAGGGAUAUGUAGACAGUAUAUGGGAUGAGGUAGCAUACCCUCUGCCUUUAUUUGAACCCCAUUAUAGUCUUUAAUGGGAUGAUAGCUAUUGCUUUCUGCCCCUUCAAAUGCCAACAUGAUACUUCAAUGUCUGUUUCUUUAUUUUACUAUCAGGCUUUUCAAGUAUGCCUAGUCAGAGUGUGAAGGUUUUUCUUUCUGCUUACGUAACAACCAAAUUAAAAAAAAAAAAAAACAUGCAAGAAGUCUAGUUAGGCUCAAUAGAAAGAGCAAUGAGCUGACAGUUGUAGGCUUUCUCAAUGGAUAAUCUCAAUUUGCCCACCAGUUCUAAGUGACACCAUAAGCCGAUUGCUGUACCCCUCUGGGUGUUGAUAUUUUAAAGCUGUAAAAUUAUAUGCGCUACGGAGGAUGGGCUGCACAGUCUAAAUCAUCUCGAAGGUCCUUUUUAGCUCUCCAAUUCUGUGAAUCUAUAAGCAUUUCCAACUUAUGUAGCACUGAGAACAUGAAUAUUCAAGCUAAAUUCUCAUCAUUGCUUGCACAGAAUUCAGCAAAACUGUGUCUAAUGGCCUGAUUAAUCAGUCACUACCAUCUUCUUUGCCAGCGAAGGGGGAAAAGUGAGUUUUACCCCUCCUCAUGUUGUAGAGAAAAUCCCAGUCAUUUAAUUCUUAUUUCUCUGCUGUUGGUUUUGUCACAGUUGCUGACAUACUCUAACCCCCUGAUCAGGAAAGAGAAGAAAUGAAUUUAAGAAACAUACCGCAGCUGCCAGUGACCUCUAAGAUAAGGAGAAACUGAAGAUCCAUGCUGGAGUAACCAGGAUAUGGCCAAAUGCAUGAGAUAAUUCAAUUGGCAAAUUCUGCUUUAACUGAAAUGAACUCGUCUGUCUUUCUGAGGUUCUAAAUCUUGCAUAUUCACAGCAUCUAAGUCAGACACCCAGUUGUUCAUGUAUUCACUUGGAAAUGUGUAGAAUGAACAUACUUCAUUGUUGUUUGAGAUAGGGUCUCACUACAUAGCUCUGACUCUCCUGCAACUUGCUAUAUGGACCAGGCUGGUCUCAUAUUUAGAGAUACAGCCAUCUUGGCUGAAGCUCAGAUUAAAGGUAUGCACUGCCAUUCCUGGUUUAAUGAAUAUAUUUUCAGUGCUUGAUUUCAUCCAAGUAGAAUGGAACACUUAAAACUUUCAUUCUCCUAAAGUUUCAAUUAUUGUUGGAGGAAAGAGAAACCUACAUACACAGAAAAACUAUGGUCCGUAGCAACAUGUGCCAGGACAGACCAUCAAAGCCUCGAUAAUAUCAUGACCUAAAGCCUUCUGUGGACCAAGAGUUCUGAGUAAGUGAUUCUGACCUGAAACUGAGUGAAUGAAAUAGUAUAGUAGUUACUUUUCUCAUUGCAAGGCAAAUCUCUGACAAAAGCAACCCCAGGGAGAAAGGGUUUCUUUUUCAGAGAAAGAAUGCUAUGCCUUGUGUUGGGGAAAGGCUGGAGCUUGGGGCACCUGGUCACAUUGUAUCCACAAUAAGGAAACAGAGGUAAAGGAGAGUGUUCAGCUUGCUUUCUAUUUUUCUGUUUAGUACAAGACACCCCCCUCCCCCUCAGCAUGGAAGGCUUUGUUCACAUUUAAAGUGAACCUUCCUACUUCAAUUAACCCAAUCUAGUAACUUUCUAACAGAUGCGUACAAAGAUUUGUUUCCUAGGUGAUGCUAAAUCCUGUCAAGCUGGCAACGAAUACUACCCAUUAUAGAUGGCUAUGCAAAAAUGAGGGAAGGCUAUUGACAAUACAGAUUGGUAUUGGGGGGGAGAUUACAGGAAGGGAUGCUGGAAUAAAAGCAUACAAGAUGACUAACAACGGCUAAUGAGAGCAAAGACUUGAGAAAGGCCCAGACAGAAUAGAGUUCCAAGCAUUCGGCUAAACAGUCUUCUUUUCAUGAAAAUUACUCUUCCCACCUCCACAGGUUAAUGUGUUUGCUUUUCCUUUUAACUUUCUCUUAGUACUGGGUAACCCAAAACUAUGUGCACACAAGGCUUUUUAAUAAGCAGCUGCUAUUUGGCUCACGGAAUAAGGCAUGCCAUCUUUACAUUAGCUUAUAUGUUAAAUAAGGACUUAAGCAGGUAGUCAUAGUUCUUAAGACUCUAGCCCUUGGCUUCAACUUCAUGGAAGGGCUUAGGAAGGGCAUUCUCUGAGGAGGCAAGGGAAAGCUCAUAUCCUGCUGUGGCACUGUGAUCUGUUACAAAGCCUCCCCUGCAGGAGCAGCCCGUGAAGAUAGGCAGGAGAACACUCCUUGAGAACAUAACAUGAUCUAACUAGGGGGAGAGGCUCUGCACCUCUUUGUAGGCACACAGCACCUGGCUUUAAUUGAAACUGAGACAAGUAACUGUGUAAAGUUUGUACUGUUUGUGCUACAAACACCAUCUUCUUCUAAUACACCAUUUCAGAUAAUAAAGGGAGGAUUAAUUUAAAUAGGUCAUUUGGCAAUUUUUUUUCAUUGAUACAAUUUCCCCCACCCCUCUCUUUCAUGCUUCACUUCUGACUUGAGGCUGAUCUUUCAUUAUAGUUUCAAGGGAAGAUCAUAAUAAGGAGGUUGUUAAACAUUAUUAAGAGUGGAGCAUCACUCAUGUUCACUAAUAGUAAUAUGACUUAUUUCACAUCCCUGAGCUUAUUUCACAUUCAUGUGUCCAUGAAAUUAUUAGUCACUUGGGAGUCAUCUUCCUCCUCCAGGACCCACAGUGGUGUAGGGAUCCUCUAAGUAUGACAAGAAGCUGACAGGUGGCAGGACCUAUGUAACGCUGGUGAUCUCCAUGAUGCUACUUGAAUACUUGAAUUCAUUGAAACAGAAAGGAGAAAAAAGUAGAUUUGGAAGUGUGAGAGAAAGUGAGAAGGUGGUAGCUCAGGAGGUAUGGCCAAAGAAAAGAGUUGAAUUGAGAAACGUGUGUGUGUGUGUGUGUGUGUGUGUGUGUGUGUGUGUGUGUGUGUGUAUACAUGCACACUUAUUUUUAUUUUUAUUUUUCGAGACAGGUAGCACUGGCUGUCCUGGAACUCAGGCUGUAGACCAGGCUGGCCUUGAACUCAGAAAUUCGCAUGCCUCUGCCUCCCAAGUGCUGGGAUUAAAGGCGUUCGCCACCACACCCGGCCCCGCACAUUUAUUGAUCUUUGCAAUAACUCCCGUGUCUGGAUAGUCUGUGUUCAGGUGAGUACUCCAGGCCCUUUGUCAGAUCUGCCCAGAAGCAGCUUGAAGUCUAAUGGCGUUAAAGCUCUCCAAGGGUGAUGCUCUGUGAGCUCAGAUUAGAGAACUCUUGACCUGUGCACGAAGAAGAUCUGAACUGAGGUUCAGGGACAAAGACAGAGGUGGUUGUCUGUCAGCACCGACACCACCCUGAUCCUCCUCAGGGGUUGGUACCUGCCUUGAGGUGAGGUCCACUCUGCAUACUGUUCUUGUAGAGGACCUAAGUUCCUUUACAACACCCACAUCCACUCACAAUCACUUGUGAUUCUGGCUCUUGAAGGAUCUGAGUCCACACGUGUCCUUGCACAUAAUUAAACAUAAAAUAAAUCUUAAAAUAUGAAUCAGAAUUCUACUAAAACGCCAUAUACUGCAUUAACUGUGCUCAAAUUCCUGGCUCUAUACAACUGCUUGGAAAGGCAAGGGACUAUGGAAGGAACACAUUGGAAGGGAAGUCUCCUUUACCAGUGCCUAGGGCCAGGAAUAAGGCUGGCCAGGCCACAGUCUCUUGUGCAUUUACAGACCACUCUCUUGAGUGUUGCAACGUAGCUAAGACUAUUUUUGGAAUUUGGCCCCUGGUUGGCAGGAGACUUCCUCUCACAUGCCCGAGACUAGCAAAAGUGGCAGGCUUUUUGGAAAAUGGACAAGGCAACCCUGGCACCCAUCUCCACAAAUCUCCUUUCUGAUUGUCAUGGUAACGCAGGCAGGCAGGCAGGCAGGGCAGCCGCUGGGCUGCUUGUCUGAGCCCGGGCAAGGCUACCACGUGGGCUCACUGGUGCGUGGUCUGGAAUUGCGGGAGCCUGUAGGUAACAGUCAGCCACCGUGGGAUGUGCAGUUCUCCAUGCCAGGGAAUUAGUGCUUCUGGGGAGUAUAUGUAUGUGGGCUCGAACUGUGUGUUACUAUGACGAUGGUAAUCGGGUCCUCCCUCAGAGAAGUGCCACGUCACUUAAAUUCUGGAAUCCACCCUUAGACCGGUGCAUGGCUCUGCUCGAAGGCCUCAGAGAAUGAAUGCAUAGGAACGCCUAAUCACUGGGCAGUUUCUUGACAGUGACCUACACUGAGUGCUUUAGUAGCCUCAACUAGUAAGAAACUUGUCAAAGGAUGGAAAGAAGGGAAUUAAGCAUGCUUAUCAGAUGGUAAUUAAUUUCUUCUCUAGAAAGAAAAUAGAAUUAAGAGGCUCUGUGAAAUUCAGUUUAUACUAUAAAAGUCUUAGCUUCAUUUUUUUUAAUGCAUCCACUUUUUUUUAACCUUUUAAGAGCGUAUUCUACUUAUACACAAUAAUGGAUUUCAUUAUGACAUUUUCAUACAUGCAUGUAAAGUAUCUUAGUCAUAUUCAUGCCUCCUUAUCUCUCCUGUUCUUCCUUAUAUGAGAUAAAGUUCUCACGUGUCUCAGGCUGAUCUCAAGCUCAAGGGUAUCCAUUAACUCUUUAAAAAUGUGCAAUUAUUUGAUGUAUAUGGGCAUUUUGCCUUCCUGUAUCUUUGCACAGCAUGUGUACGGUGCCUGAGGUGGGCAGAAGAGAGAGCAUGUCAGAUGCCAUGGACCUGGAACUACAGACAGUUGUAUGUGCUGAGUUAAACCGGAGUCCUCUGAAAGAACAGCAGCUAGUGUUCUUGACCACUAAGUCAUCCUUUCAGCCUUGAUAUCCUCCUGCCUCCACCUCAAAAGUGCUGGGAUUCCAGAGGUAUACCACUAUACCUGGCUUAUACAGUGUUGGGCAACAAGCACAGAGUCUUAUAUACCCUAAGCAAGCACUCUACCAACUGAGAAACAACAUAGUCCCUUGCUUGCACCCACACUUAAAACUUUUUCUUUUGUGCUGUUGCUUCCUAAGAAAGGGGAAUAGCCAUUAUUCUCUAAGGACUGUCCACUUUAAAAAGUAAAAUGAAAUAUAGAACAUCUUCAGAAAUUCUAUAGCUUUUCUUAGAAUAUAGAUCAGCUCUCAUGCCAGAGGAACCUUGCAAAGCAUGUUAGGAGAAAUAAGGUAUUGAUUAAAUACAGUCACAGUAAAGACUAAGCUUACAUUAGUAUUUCCCACCACCCGGAGUUGCCACACUUUAUCAUUCAUCUGUGUCUAUGAAUGUGUGCAUACACACAGUGGCAAAACCACGAUUAACUUGGCUUACAAUAGAAAAAUUUCUGAUAGAUUGUAAACACGGGUUCAUCAUGUGCUUACAAGAUGACUGAUGCCACACCAUUCCCUAGUUAAUUUGCAUGCAUUGUAAGAUGUCACUAUAUAUCACAGGAUCUGCUAGAAUAUGCCGCUUCUCAAACAAAUACUUGGGGCUGGAGAGAUGUCUCGGCAGUUACAGGAAUACACUGCUUAUGCAAAGGAACUGAGUUCAGUUCCCAGUACCCACACCAGGAAUGCACAGUUCCUGUAAAUUCAAUCUUAGGGGCAUCCGACACCUCUACAUACACACACACACACACACACACACACACAAACACACACACACACACACACACACAAACACACACACACACACACACACACACACACUCACACGUAAUUAUACGUAAGAUAAUAGAACUAAAUAUGAAAAAUGAAAUUCUAUCCUCAAGACACAUCAAUGCUUUCCACAAGCUGCCUUCAUUUCUCAUUUUCUGCAUUUUCCCUAUCAUUUUUUUUUUUUUUUUUUUUUUUUUUUUUUUGCCUUGGGAAAAGAUUUGUUCCUAUCUCUCAGACUUAGCACAGACAUCGUGACCACCAGCCAUGCCUGGAGCACCAUAUUAAAGACUUUUCCUUAUGAAAUUCCUAAACUGUUCCCAUUAAAUAUCCAAAUCUUCUUGAUCUUCUCUCAGGAGGUCUUUUAUAUUUAGUUACUUACUUAGAAUAUGAUCAAAUGUUGUGUGCUAUGAACUUUCCCUAUUCUUUCUUUCUUUUCUUUCCUUUCCUUUUUUUUUUUUUUUUGGACAAGGUUUCUCUGUGUAGCUCUGGCUGUUCUGAACCUUACCAGGCUGAUCUCAGACUCUCAGGGUUCCACCUGCCUCUGCCUCCUGAGGGCUGGAAUUAAAGGCAUGCUCCAUCACAAGCUGGCUUUAUUUUGUCUGUUAUAGUUAUUUGUAAAUGUGGGCAUGCAACAGAUCCUAACAUGCUACACCAAUGCCUCUAAUUAGAUUAGAUAUCUAUGUAAUGUAGCCCAUUCGAAAAGUAACCUCUAUAAGCAUACGAUCAUGUGAGUGAGUGUUGAUCUUAGUGCAUUCUGGUGGGGCUAAUUGAUUAAAAGUGUUUCUUGGGUUAUUCUUGCCUCUGGCAUUAUCACAGGAAAACAAUCUCCCUAAUGAGACGAAUGGGGGAGACACAGUUUGGACUUAGAUUCAAGCAGAUCUAAGUUCAGAGAUACUGAACACAAUUGAAUAUGAACACUAUAUCAGGCAAUUUAAAAGAAUAAUCAUUAAUACUCUAAUAUUAGAUAAUGCUGUGUUUUAUUUCUUUUUUCUUUUUUUCUUUUUAAAGAGACAACUAAAACUGGGCACAGUGGUUUUUGGCUUUAAUCCCAGCAUUCAGGAGGCAGAGACAGAUGGAUCUCUAUGAGUUCAAGGCCAGCCUGUUGAGUCCCAGUCCCGCCAAAGCUACAUAGUGGGACCCUGUCUCAAAGCCAGAGAAGGGUGGGCAUUAUUUAGGGCAAGACAUUCUAUCUGUGAUUUACUUAAAAACCUUCAAAACCUCUGUCGAAGACUGGCAGGAUACACAGGUUUUUUUUCCCACCACAAAUUCUAAUAUGGAGUAAGAAACAAGCCAAGAUCUACUUUCCCAUACCAAGGUCUUCUUUGGGAGAUUCACUUGAUCAAUUGCUUCCCAAGGCAGUCAGUUGACUCUCCCAUCCCAGAGAGGAACUGCCAUGGUUCUUCUCUAGUCUAAGGAUUACAUUUCAGGGCUACCUGGCCCAGCCUGAAAAGUGGAGGAGCCCAAGGCUUCUAUCUAAUUCAGAUCCUUGCUUUGAAAAAAGUGUAGUUUUCUUCUCAAAGAAAGAAGGGCUUGGUGACUCAUGAAUAUUUCUACUAUUUUAGGAGCAGUCUUAUAAAAAUGACCACAAGAAGAAGUACCGCACAGCUAUACAGGCAGUAGUAGCAUCAGCUGCAUAGUUCUAUCAUCUCAUUUGUAUAUUCUUAAAAGCUGUGAAUCAAGGCAAGGAUAUCACUCCCAUUUUGUAAGUGAAUAAUAAUAAAAACCCUUAGUCCUGAUGGCUAACAGGUAAAUCAUUCAAUUACUUAAAAAAUAUUAAAUUGAUUAAAAGAUAACGCCCAGCAUUAAAGCAUUUGCAAAAUGUCAGAAUCAAAGUAAGUUUUUUCUUCAUGACAUUUUGAUUAUCACUUUGUAAUAUGCAAUUCCUCUCUUAUCAGUUCUCAAAAUAGUAAUAUGGAAAACACUGUGUCAUUUCCUACCAGCAGGUCACAGGAAAAGACACACUUGCUGAAGGGCCCAAGUCAUGAGUUGUUAAUGUCUUCCGACGAACAUCAAAUGGUUCUGAUGGGGCUUUUGAUGAUGUCCUGUUUUAACCUCUUGACAUUGAGUCAUGUGGGUGGUAAAUGCCACCAACUGUCCUUUAUGAAUUAGGAGUUCUUAGGGUAGCUAGGAUGCUAUGCCAGGUAGCAUGAAAUCCAAGUGAAAAGUGGAGUUAGGAAGUUAGAGACCCAGAUACAAGGUUCACUCCAACUAGAUCGCCCAAGUCACAUGGCGUUACACUUCUCUCUUCAUUUACCUUAGCUUUUGAAAGAGCAAAGCCAUCAAAGCAAGCAUCACUUUGCUCUCAGCGUGGGUUGAAUAAUAUCCUGAGCCAUAUACGUGCAACGUUCUGAAGCCUCUGUAAUGUUCACAGGCACAAGAGAGAUGCAGUAUUCUCCAUGUUAUGUAAAGAAGCAAUCUUGCUUAUGUAGCCAGUUUGGCUAUGUGCCACUCUCAUAAUUUCCAAUUAUUACAUAGUUGUUUGAAACACUGCUAACAACAAUGGCACUUCAUAAACUGGUUGUUUUCACCAGUCCUUGUCAGGCAAUUGUAUUGAAAACAAGUAGUUGAUUUCCAGUAAAUAAUGUUCAAAUGGGUAAGAGACUCUUUGAAUACAAAUUAUGUUGAAAUUAAGUACAGUAGAUGGAUUUAAGUUCUUAGAAUCAGUUUUCUAUUUCUAAAGGGAGUACUUAUCUAUGUAGGGUAGUGACCCUCUGAACACAAUCAGCUCUUGGCAAAGGAAUUCAAACCAGGUUGGGCUUUUGCUUGUGACACACAGCUUGAUAAAAAAAAAAAAAAAAAAACGGGGGCGGGGGGGUGGCUCCCACUGACAGCAGUUCUGGGUGUAGAAGUGAACCUCCAGCAUCCCAUUUUGUUUUAACCUUCUGUUAAGUAUUAUUCAGUCAGUGGGAUGGAGAGAUGCCCCAGUUUUUAAGAGUACUUGUGCCUCUUCUAGAGGACCUGAGUUUUGUCCUAGCACCCUUGCCAUGUGGUUCACAAUUUUCUGUAUCUCUAGCUCCAGAGGCUUCCUACACCUCUGGCCUUUGCCUAAAACUUCAUUCAAAAGCACAUACUCACAUUCACACACACACACACACACACACACACACACACACACACACACACACACACUUACACAUAUUGAAGAACAAUAAAAUAAUUAUUUUUUAAAAUUAUUUUUCAAUCAAAAAAUACACCAAAACCCCUUUGGUAGACUCCUUCAGAACGUACUCACGUUGCCUAUCUAACAUCAGGAACAACAUUCCAAGAAAUAAAGGGCUGAUAUGGCUGUAGUCAACAUAGUUAUGUAGCGUACCUAUCUAUGCUAAGGGCUUGUCUUAAGGCCUGACUUCACAUGAAAAGUCCAUUUAUGUUCUUUAACAGUUUUGUUUCAAAACCUCAAGGUUCUCACUUAAAACCUGGUGCAGGGUUAUAUCACAAAAAAAAUUGCCAACAUAUAAAUAGUUUUAAAAGACGCCAUUGAAACAAGCCAUCAAUACUUGUACACUGAGGAUAUCCUACACUCACCAGCAAUAAAUGACCAAAUUCAUAAAUGCCAGAGGUAAAAGGGAUAUUGGGCACCUUAUCUAACUUCACUGUUGUAUACUGAAAGGAAUUGCUAAUAAGGUGUGAAGUCAGAACUUAUUCAUAUGCACUGAGACUUUAUGUUCGCUACACCCAAAGUACAGUUUGAGUGAGUGUGCUCUUGAGAAAUUUCGUGACAAAAUUUGAAGGGUGUGGGUGGGGUAGGACAACAUCUGGAGAGCAGUUUAAGAGAGGAUUUAAGGGACGACUUAAUUUGGAACAAAUAAUAGACAAACAGAAUGUGAGAUUAGUUCUGCCUUUCUGGGGUUGUUAUUACUGGCAAGGCUUCAAAGAGAAAGUACUAUCCCAAGGAUGUCAUAUCCUCUAGCACUUAUCUUGUAGGGUAAGUACCCAGGACAUGGUUGUAGACUCAGCACAUGCCAUAAUUUCAAUGUGAAAUGAAUCCCCUAGGUUCUCAUGUUUGAACAGUUGGUCCCUUGUUGGUACCUGUAUUUCAGAAGGCUGUGGAGCAUUUAAGAGGUGAAGGCUUGCUGGACAAAAUGGCUCACUAGAGGCAUUCUUGAAUUUUUAUGGCACGGUUCCACUUCUGUUUGCUCUGUGCUUCCCAAUUACAAAAGCAAUGUAACCAGCCACUUUCUGCUCCUGUGGCCAUGUAUUUGCCUUGUUAGAAUGUAUUCUCUGAAACUGUAAGCCAAAAUAGACCCUUCCUUGAAUGCUUCUUACCAGGCAUUUUAUCACAAGGACAAGGAAAUAUUUAAGACUACAUGUGCAUCUAGAUAUAGGUGACUUGGGUGGGAGGAGUGAAUGGUCUGGAGUAAGCAUGGCAGAAACACAUGUUGAAGGAUAUAGAUUUAAUGGCAGUCAGAAUCUGCAGGACAACAUAGUAUCUUGAGAAGAUCAAAUUAAGCAUUAUUUAUUUAGAGGCUUUUGAGAAAAUAAGCCAAUUGAAGCAAACACCACAAGGAUGUAGAUGAUGAUGUAUUUGAAUGUUAUUUUAACCAGGAAGAUGAUCAUGACCUGUCCCCAUGCCAUUACUCAGCUUAUGUUUAGAUUGUACUGUAAAGUAUGGAGAAAGCCUAAGGAACUUGUUAAUCAAUCCAGGCUCCCAUAUUCAAAAUGAGGCUUCUGAAUAUGUGUGGUUUCUCUAUUCUGUCCUGCCCUUGUCCAUGUAAGCAGUCACAGGGGGCUGGCUGAGAGGAACAGGAAACUGGAAGGAAGUGUGAAUUAUCAUCUCAUGUUCAUGCUUUCUAGGUCCAUGCUAGAUGAAGCCCCCAGAACAGAAGACCUCCUCCCAGAAUAGAAGAUGGAAGAAGAAACAAAUGAGGCUUUUAUCAAGUCUCAAGAAUAGUUGCUCUUCAGGUCUCCUAGGUACCUCUUAAAGGAUGUAAGGAAUGUGGAAAAAUCAUACCAAAUUAUCAAUGUCAGCUAACGGAAAUGUCUUGGAUGUUCAAAGCUGUGGUUUUCUUAUAAUGGGAACAUGGUAGGUUCUCUGGCCUAUAAACAGAAUUAAGCCAUUAAAAGUGCUCUGAUUUACUCACUGAAACAGAGUGAUCACUCCAUAAAAUAUUUCUAAGGUGGUGCUAAAAUUGCUCAUAUGCGUGAAGGUUUAUAAAGAAGGUGUAUGGGCUCCUUAAAUAAGAAUUCCUACCUUAUUCACACCAACAUUCUAGUCAUUUCAUAUACUUGAACAUAGCUGUUGGGGCCUCAGAUUUGUGGAAUAUGCUAUUCCCUAACUCAGCAUUUCUAACCUCUUGAAACUUUCCUUAGUGGCCUCUUACUCAACAUUCCUGUUUAAACUCAAGUGACACCUCAGAGAGACUGUCCUAGUUUCCUUUCUGUUACUGUGAUGAAACAUACUGACAUCAAACAGCUUAGGUGAGAAAAAGGUUUAUUUCAGGUUACAAGUUAGGUUACAGUUCAUCGUAACUGGGGACAGUGUGGGCAGCGACUUCAAAUACUAGUUAUAUCCUGUAUACAGCUAAGAGCAGAGAGAGAUGAAUAGGAACCUGCUGGCUUGCUUUCUUGCUUGUGCUCAGCUCCACUUCUCUACUCUUACAUUUAAGUACUUCUUCCUAUGGAAUGGUGGACUGACUCUUUGCAUGUCAACUAAUUUAUUUAAGACAACCUCCCAUAGUAAUACCCAUAGGUUAAUCCAAUAUAGGCAACAACCCUUCAUUGAGACUCUUUUCUGGUAACUUUAGUUAGUGUGAAGUUGACAACUAAACUCAACCAAAACAAACACCCUGCAUAACUUUUCAGAAACCAAACCUCAUCGCUUCAUUUCUCUCUUCCACACUGUUAUAUCUUAAAUUUUCUGGUAUCUAUCAGCACCAUGGUUGAUGUUUGCAUACCUGCAUAUAUUAAGUGCCAUAUAUGGGUGGGUUGCAGCAGAAUGCCUAAGUGAAAAAUAGUUCCAAUAGCAUGAGUCAAGAAACACAUGUUUCAAGAUGAGGAAAUCUCAUGCAAACUUCACAGGGAAGGACAACAUUUACUUUAUAGAAACACAAUCUCUCUCUUUCUUCCACCUUUCCUUCUCACCUUCAGAGUAAAGAGAAACCAAGAAGGAUGGAUGUCUUUGAAUGUUAUAUUCAGUUUCUUUCACUUAAGUGAAAUCAAAACUUUGAGGAGAAAAAAAAAGCUACAUAUAUUUUAGAUGUAACUUAUAUGUACAAAGCCAAGUGAAAUGAACUUUUUAAAAUCAACAACUUUCUACAUCUCUUCCUUAUAUCUGAUGUGUAAAAAGGAAGAAAUUCCUCCACGUUACAGGACCUUUGUAUUUCUUAUAAUAUGUUUAGCUACUUGUAGAAUUCUGUUGAUCUUAAUACUUGAACAAAAUCCAGAAAGUUACUCAGGGGUAUACACAUGUUCUACAGGUGUUUAAACUAUCAACUAAAGAUUAGAGAGUCAAUCUUUAAACAAUCAGAAACUCAAGGUUUCAUUAAGUAAUAGUCUGGGCAGAAAAGAAAUCAUUUCAAGAAUAUCCUUCCGGAUCUGACUGUGAAAUUAUUGCUUUAACAUUUAAGUAGUGUUUUCUAGUCAAAUGCAGUAUACUUUAAAAAAUAUUUAUGUUCUUUUUAAAAAUUUUUUAAGUUUCUAUUUUUAUAGGCAAAGUACAACUUUGUAGAAAAAUGUUAUCCCUUUUCUUCCCAGCUACUCAUGCUGUGAAGCAACCUGUUCCACUGUUUAAGCCUGUGUUUGUUCUGUUUCCAUUGUGCAGAGGGAAACAGUUUCCGCACCUUUAAAAAAAAAAUCAAAGAUCUAUCACUCACCAGGACAGCAUAGCAACUGCACGAAAGGAAAUCAUGAAGGAUAGCAAAAAAGCUACUGCGUUUCUAAAAUCUUAGCACGUUUACAAAUGACCUGGGAUCUUGUAAAAAUGAAGAUUUUCCUGGGUCCUUCUGUCUUGAAUGGAGUCCAGGACUCAGCAUUUAGAACAGCCCAUGAGUGACAAAAACAGUAUUAGUUCUUGGUGCUUACAGAUGAUAUACCACUGAAGACAAGAAAUAAAAGUCACCUGACAGCAUUUAGUAUUUACAAGGGAAAUGCCAUCAAACCAGUGCAGUGAUUUUUAGUCAACUGUAAAUCUUCCAAGUCCCACCAACAAAGGGAGCCUAUUUUUCUAUACCGUGAGGAAGGCUAAUAAGGUGACCAGCUGCUUGGCGAUGCAUCUGGAGAAGAACGUAAAUGCAGAGAGAUCUCUCCUGCUGUCCUCAGGAGCCUGAAGUCCUACAGGAGUGUACCUGAGCUCGCUUGCUGGAAAAUGAGGCACCGUGGAAGAGAGCAGAGUUACCCCAUCUAUGGCAAUAAAAGGUAACCCCAGCUAACAACAUGCCAACUACCAUCCCUGAGUGAAAUCGUCGUGGGUUUUCCUGUCUCUGGCAAACACUUGUGUACACAACAGAGCUGAUCUCAGUGAUCCAGCUCCAUUAAAACAUAACCUCAACUGUGCACAGAGAUGAGAGCGAAACCAAAUCACUAUUGUUUUAAGGACGCCACAUUGGGAUGUUUUUCUUUGUUGUUUAAAGAAGCAGCGUGGUCCCUGUGCUUAUGAUUCCUUUUCCUUUUUGCCUUCAGUCUCUAUUUUCUGUCUUACUCUUAAAUAAUGGAAAUAGAUAUAAGCAAUUAUUGCAAUGGCAUUUUGAUCCCUUUUUAAAAUGCCAUAAUUAAGUUGCUUUUUCUCCUGCUUUACAACCUUGAAAAACAUGGACAGCCUUGUUAAAUAGUAGGACAGUUUCUCCUUCAUAGAAGGAGGAAUCUCAAAUUUUCUUUUCAGUCAGCUGUAGAUGCUUUCAAUUCUUCUUGCCAACAGGAUAAAUAUAGCACUUUCUUCUGAAGGACAUGUCUAACCAUUACCUUGUUUCGUAUCUGAGAAGGUGGCGUAAGGUCUACCCAUAAAGGGACAAUCUCAGGCGGGGAAGGCACAUGAGUGACAAACACUCUUAGGGAAGAAUUCACAGCACCAUCCAGUCACUAACAGAUUCCUUCAUUGGCCAACACCAUAGCUACAUUUUUCUUUGUGCUGGCCUAUCCAAUUAGACAUCUCUUACAGGGUUGCUGAGCCUUGACCAUCUGGAUUUUUUUCCUAAACCUAUCAAGCUGAAGUAUACUUUUUCUUUCAUAUUUUUCCCCAUGAAAUAAUAUUAAUAAAAGCUCCACUGUUGUACUUACAUAUGAGAGGACCUUUGCUAUGAGCAGUUUCACAUUAACUAAACUCUCCCUCAUUUAGCUUCCAUUUCCUCUUGUUCUUCAAUUUUAGAAUUGUCAAUUUAAAGAAAUGCUUUACGUUUGGGGUCGGGGGUACAUUCUGCAAACUGAAUAAACCCUAACUUAAUAGACGAAAAGUUUAUUUUAAAGAUAAUUUUACCAAAACAGAUAUUGUAUAAAUAUAAACAUUUCUUUUCUCAUUGCUGUGAGGAACCACCUGACGAAAAGUGCUGGAGAGAUGACUCAGGAGUUAAGGGGUUAUUGCUUGGUUAUUGCUUGGUUUCUAGAGGACCUAGGUUUGGUUCCAUGUAACAUCAUCAGGUGGCUCACAGCUACACGUAACUUCAGCUCUCGGGGAUCUCAUGCUACUUCAUGGCCUCUGAGGGAACACACUGACAAAUGGCAUAUACAUAUACUUAUAUUGAUACAUACAUAUACACAUAAAGAAAAUUAAUCUUAAAAAACCCCACCUACGGUUGGAUAGUUGGUUUAUGGUUAUGACCACUUAUUGUUGCAAAGGACCAGGAUUCAGUUCCCAGCACCCACUUGGAGGUUCACCACCACCUUGGGUACCAGGCACAUAUUGGGAUACACAGAUACACCCACAGGCAAAACAUUCAUACUCAUAAAAUAGUAAAAAACUAAAUCUAAACACCAUUUUAAAAAAACAUCUAGUGAAAGCAGCUAAAAGGGAGAAGGCUUUAUUUUGGGGUCACUGUUUAAGACCCCUGUCUUCCCGUCUCUACACUAUUAACUGAAUUGUAACUUGUGGUGUGUACCAGUCUCACUUAAUCUUCUUGUUGAAGCUUUAUUUAUAUUCUUAGCAUUACAAUCCACAAGCACUUUGCAGGGAAUCCCUCACCUGCAUUUCCCUGUAAAACAUAUAUCCAGAUCUUAACCUUCUCACUUUUAGCCCUCAUACUCUCCAUUGCCUUUCUUCAAGAUACUGGCGCUUAUUGAAAUCAUCUUAACAUCUUGUCAGAGGAUAAAUGUCACUUGACAGACCCUCAUUUCCAAUGCAGAACAAUCAUUUCUUUUGGCUUGCCCUGUCCAACUUCAAUGCUAAUUCAUUCAAACCAAUGCAUUGCCUUAUUGAAACAGAUGGUGUGGCCUCCAACUGCCCUCUUUGCUUCCAGUAGCCUUUUCUUGUCCUUCAUGUUCAUGAACAUCAUCAGAAUUGCAUUUCUUGCACCUACAUUUUGGAACUCAAAUGUCAGAUGGAAAGUCUGCUCAACUAAGCUCUAAAUCUCCCAUCUUGUCUUUUGGCUCCUGACUCUCUUCACCUUAUGUGCCUAUUGGACUCACACUCAGUGCACCCCAGCAGAGACCACAGUUUUCUCUACUUAUUCUACUAACUGGAGUUAAUCUUGUCCUCUUGCUGACUUAGGUAAUCCAUUUCUUCCCCCUUUUCCUUUUCUUUUCCCCCCUCUUUUCUUCUUUCCACCUUUUCUCCUUUCUCUCUGUAUCUUUGCCUCUCUCUCUCUCUCUCUCUCUCUCUCUCUCUCUCUCUCUGUUUGUGUGUGUGUGUGCACGUGUGUAUGCAUCUGUCUGUGUGUGUAUGCUUGUGUGCUUUAUGUUUGUUUCUCUCUGUGUGUGUAUGUACACACAUGUCAAAUGUUCCUAUAUAGGUGAAGGACAACAGGUGUUGGAUUCUGUUCUCUUUCCACCUUGCUUGUGAUAGGGUAUCUUAACUGAGGCUGACUAUGCUAGGAUAAUUAGCCUAUGAACUUGUGAAAAAUUUCCUGUAUCUGCCUCCCAUCUCCCUUUAUGGACACAUUGGGAUUAUUUUAUGUUUGUUUUACUAUGGCUGACUUUUAAAUGGAUUACUGUGAUCCAAACUCAGGUCAUUAGGAUUGAAUGGUAAGGACAUCCUUUACCCACAGAUCCAUAUUCUUGGACCCUCUUUUUCCUUAGAGUGUCUCUGCCUGACCUGCUUCACCUAGCUAGAGAGAUCUCUCAAGCACGGCCAUAGUUCAUAUCUCUGUUAUUACAUGGACCAUGCAGUUUUGAUUGUACAGCUCAGCUCAUGUUCAAGGAACACUGAAGGCAGGGUCCACAUUUAACUUAUUGUGUAUUCUCAGCUGACCCUCCACUUAACCUAAAUCAGACUAACAAAAACGAAUGGCAACAGCAAAAAUAUUUUGAUAAAUAACUAAAAGGAAUUCAUGGUAGAAGAUUAAGAAGUAGUUCCCAAGAAUAGGGGUCAGUUUGAAGGAAGAUAUAAAUUAAUCUGAAUGUGCUGGAAUUCCACAUAGAAUUCAUGGAAUGGAUGGGGGCAAGGAAAUCCAUACAAAGUAGAUCUGUGAAAGGAAUCCAUGCUCAUGGCAUAAGCCAGUAUGAAUCCAUCUGGAAAUGGUUGGGCCUUCCUUAUUUCUGACUAUCCUUCAAUAUAAUAUGAUUAGUUUUCUAUGGAAUAUUGAUUAGAUAAAUAAUCAAAUCAGUUAAUAAACUCAACAAGAGUGAACCAGUAAGUAUGCUAGACUUUCCUAAGAAAGAUUCAGGAACAUUACCAGUAUUAUGUGGUAAUCCAUAUUCCAUGUAUGUAGGGUUCCUCAUAUCUUAUCUUUUAUGUGUACAGGUAGAAGGUAGAGGAUCUUAAAAUCAGAAAAUUAAUAGGUUUGUUCUUGAGGAAUUUCAUUUUCUUACAUCAUCUAUUUAUGUGUGUGUGUGUGUGUGUGAGAGAGAGAGAGAGAGAGAGAGAGAGAGAGAAAGAGAGAGAGAGAGACAGAGAGAGACAGAGAGAGGUGGAGGGGAGCUUGCCUGUUCAGACAUCAUGGCAAUCCCCUCUUAGCAUAUUUUAAGUAUUACUGGAUUAGUAUGUUGUUGGUCAACAACGUAUUUAUAAAAAUUCUUUGGCUGCCUUGUUAAGAAGAGACAGGGCAAUCAGGAAAAUCCAAACUUCUUUCGGCAGUGAAACUUCCUUUUCUUGGGUUGAUUGAAAAACUGAGUGUCAGGACAGAUAGUUUCCAGCAGACAAAAACACACAGGCAGAGUGUUUGGUCACUGCCCAGCUACAUGGAAAGGGGCCCAAGGUGCUUUUCAAGGUGCAGUUUUCAGUGAUUUCCUAAGAAGCAGAGAAAUAGCUGUGUGGGGGGGUGUGGGGGUGUGAAACACACACGACCUUCUAGAAGGAUAGUUUGGAGCAUACACUGAAGAUGUUUCCAAAGGCCCUCACCCUUCGAACACCAAUUCUCUUUCUAGAAUAAAAGUGUGAAGUCAUCUUUUCUCGAGUGUGCAAGGUCUGUACAUAUGUCUUGAUUUAUUAUAGCACACUUCAUUAUAAACAGUAAUGGCCUAAGCAUUGUACAAGAGACAAAUUCAAAGACAAUACAUCCCCCAAACUCCAUAGUUCAUCUUUGAGUUGUUGGUUUUAAACGUUUUUAUUGUUGUUAUCAAUUAUGCUUCUUUUAGCUUGUAUUUUCUAUUUUUUUCUAUAAACAUCUCCAUUAGGAAUAUACAUGAGGCAUAAUAAUACUUUGGAUGGUGCUCUAAGAAACUUACCAACAUUAGCAAACUGUAGUAAUGUCAUACCUUUUUCUAAAAAGAGAGCUCUCAAGUUCCUCUGCCCAUCCUUCCCUCAUGUAUCUCUGUUGUCCUAUUCCUUUUAUGAUUAGAGGGCAGUAGAGACAAGAUAGAGUGCUGUCUCUUAGAUCAGUAUCCACAGAGUCAAAGUCUUAUGUCAGAUGUCAGAACACCAUCAUGGCUUAAAGAUGAAAGGCAAAGUAAGGUAAGACCAGCCAAAGGCCCUGGCAAUGCUCAGUGGAUUUCCUAAACUGAUUAUAGAACCAAGUCUUACCAAAAAGCCUUCUCUCUGCUGGAACCUGUAAUUGACAUAGACCCUAUACUUCUUGGUCUUAAAACCCAGCAGGACAGGCAAAAUGCAGUUGAGUCAGUUUGUCCUUUUUCACUAAACUCUAUCACCAAGGUUGAAUCAUAAUUUAACAUUUCGGUCCCUCCCAUUUCUCAGCUAUGAAACUAAAGAGGCCUGGGUUUCCAUUUAUGGUUAGAACUGAACAGUUCUCCCAUACAAUGUUUCUCAAAAAUUUUGUUUUGCUGGUUUUACUUUUGUUUUUUUUUUUAUUCCUCCUCUCCCCUCCUCUCCUUCUUAUACUCCUUCCCCUCUUCUUCUUCCUCCUUCUCCUCUUCUCCCUCCUUCUCCUCUUUGCAUGACAGGGUUCUAUGUAUUGCAUAUCUCACAUGGCCUUGAAUUGGAUUCAUAGCCAAGGGUAACCUUGAAAUCUCAAUCUUUCCACCUUUACCACUACAGACUGGUACUACCACAUCUAGUUUAUGUGAUUUGUGGGACAGAAGCUGGGUCUAUAUUCCCAUACAGCAAGUAACUACCAAUGGAGAUACAUCUUCAGAUAUGCUUCUUAUUUAAUAAAUUUAUUGAAUUAUAUAGGUUUUAUGGAUGAAUGUAGGGACUGAGAAAAGUCCCAAGACACUACAUUUCUAACAAGCUCUGAGGUUGUUUGUUCCAGCUUAUUGUAUGGAGUCACAAAGUUUUAACAUGCACGAUCUAACUAAACUCUUCCAAGUAUCCUUUCAGGUAGUCAUACUUUGACCUAUUUGACAGACAACAGGAAUUGCAUGUGUAGAGUCACACUGAGAAAAAAUUAAUUUGGGCAUGGGGGCUCAUGGCUAUAAUAACAGUACUAGGAAGGUAUAACAGGUCUUAAGUUUUAGGUCAUCCUGGGCUUCAAAGAGAGUUCAAGUUCAACAUAACUACAUGUGGAAAUCUUGUCUCAAAAACAGAACAUGAAAACCAAUAACAACAAAAACCAAAUUGCAGAACAAACAACAGAAAUAGCAGAGCAGGAAUUCUAACUUAGCCAUUUUUUAGUCUUGAUUUCAAGAUGUUUAACCAAUCCUUUUAGUUCUAAACUACUUAUGUUAAAAAUGAUGGCCACACUCGUAUAGAAUGUAUAGGACACAAAAAUUAGUAAAAGUAAACAAUUAAUAGUGUGGAUAAAAAUGAGGGGCCAUUUCAUAUGGGAUAGGGUAGAAUGGAGUUUAGCUAUGCAAUCCUAGCUCUUGAUCUUCAUGUUGAAGGUUAGAAUAAAAGUCACCCCCAGACAGACAAAGCAUAAAAGAUUCACCUAAUAUGCAAAGGCCAAGUGCAUAAGUAAUCAUAGAAAGGAUCCAUAAAUAGGCCCAAGAGGAAAAGACACUCAUAUUUAGUUAGUUUACCACCACUAUUCGGUUCCUUCACUGAACACAACAGUGACUUCCUUACUAUUACUUGCAUUGGUGCCUUCUUUCAAGAGGGGCAUCCAGUUUGAUCAGAAGGGAACUUCCCCUUUCUAAUUUGUUUCCACUAACGAGGCCUCCUGAGUAAAGUCUGAGGGUCCUCACCCCUGGGCUCCACUGGCAUCUGUGGUGGCACUCCACAUAAAGUGCCAUCUGUGUGGUGCGUGCCCAGAGGAACAAAGAGGUUAAUUCUCUUCUUUUGCAACUGUGACUCCCAUCCUCCCCCAGUUCCUCUAAGUGUUUCCUUUUAAAGAAAAGCCAUGGUUCACUGCUACUGAAAAUUAAAGACAACAGCAUAAAGAUCAAGGUCCAGGCUGGUACCAGCAAUGACAGAACAUUAAAAUCGUUACUUGAAUUUCUCUUUCCUUGAAAACUGACAAAGACUAUUGAAGGAAAGGCAACUAUAACACAGGUUGAUUUCAUAAAUGUGUGUGUGUGUGUGUGUGUGUGUGUGUGCUCACCAACACUGGUAUAUAGACAGGCUGAGGGUUGAUACUGAGAUACCAUCCACCAUCACAUCUGUUCUUUGCCGUAUUCUUUGAAACAGGGUAUCCCAUUGAACCUUACUAUUUAAUCUAGACUCCCAGGGCAGGAAGCCUUCUGUAUCCUCAUGUCUCUAGUUUCCGUGAUAGGAUUAUAGUACAGAUGACCACAUAUUGCCAUUACAUGGGUGGUGGGGAUCUGAAUUCAGGUCUUCAAGCUUGCCUCCAUGCACUUCGCCCACUCUCCAGCCUCAUUUCAGAAUCUUUCUAGUUGUAUCUCUUCAUUCAUUGGUUCGUUUGGCUGAAGUGGACAAAUUGGAGGUGACCUUCAGAUUUGAUGGAGUGAGUGGUAGUAAUGAUUAUAUGACUUCCUCCAUCCUCCAUCACAUGGACUACCAAGAAAACAGGAAAAUGUUUUAUUGUUGUUGUUGUUGUUGUUGUUGGUUUUGUUUUGUUUUGGUAAAGUUUACUUUAUAAGGUCAAAGAGAGAAGGAAUAACUAACAGGCUCAUCCUUCUUCUACAGACUUUAUACUUUUAGCUUCUCUAACUGUACUAGGUGCCCUCCCUUCUACAUCUCUUCAGUAACAGAGUUGCUUUGGUAAGCAGAAUUUUACCCUGUACACCCUAGACUUCCUUCUGAUUUGCUGAAAUCAUGCUUUCAAUAUUUAUCUUUUCUGACUCCAAACUAGUGGGGCCAGGCCUCUACUCUUAACCUCAUGUAAGCUUGCUGUUUUCACAUGGUGCCACAAUGAAUAUCCAGCUUCUAGAAUUGAGGGCAUAAUUACAUUAAAAGGAUAGACUCAAUCUCCUACCCUAAACAAACAUGCUGACUAUCGACAGGGGUCUCGAGACACACAGGACACUGCUCUUCAGCUGUCCAACACGGAAGAAGACGUGGAGAAACCUAAAUCUGUCAUUACCCCGGAAGAAAACUUGAUGAAGAACGUGGUGGCCACUUUACUGCUUGAUAAAUGAAGCUUUCUCUCAAGACAAGCAGAUCGAAAAGACAAGAAAAUAACUGAAGGUUAUAUUUCUUGUAAUAUACUUAUAUUUCUCCCCUAUUUCAAUAUCAUGGGCCCUUAGGAACAUGGAAUGAAAAUUUGUGAAAAAAAAAACAGCCAUAUCAACUUGCUGCGGUGACUCAAAAGUUGUCGUUUCUCAACUCAACUUUGCUGAAACACUUGAUUCAUGUUGUUCUUAUUUAACCUAAUUUGCAUUGAUUUAAUCAGUGCUGGUAUGCUUUAAAUACAUAAUAAAUUGGAAUUCUGCAACUCAGAAGACUUAGAAUAGCUAAAUUUCAAUAAAGCUCAUUUCAAUCUGUUAAUGUAUACAGCUCUGCCAAGAGAUUUAAGAGGAUAGAAAAGAUGCAACUUGCCACAUUAGAGGUGAGAAGGGCUUAAAGAUACCAUGCAGACAAAAUGAUUUGCAGGAUAACAACAUGAAUAUAUAUAUAUAUAUAUGGUCAUAAUUACAGCCUAGGAACAUCGUCUAUAUUUUGAGUGGCAUACUUAGAAGAAAACUCACAUAUAAAUGCAGGACAUUUAAUUUUAUUCUCUUUCUUUUGUGCCAACACUCAACUCUUCUCUGCCUCUCUGUACCAGCUCUACAAAUCAAGUGACAUCCAAAGUAGGACCUCUUCUUGCCCAUUUGGCAGCCUCUCUCAUCCUUCUGCCAAGCUGCAUGCAUUAUAAGGAUUUUCUUCCUAGCAGCCAUGGGGAUUGGGUGCCUUAUGCUCAAAGUACUUGCUGAAUGGCUGGCCACUGUUUACCCUGCCUAAGCCUGCCCAGCCUUGCUCCUCCAACCCUUUAGAGUUUAUGGCUCAAUCAGUCGGCAUGCUGUCAGGAAUAAUUGUUUUGGCAAGGGGUAAAACCACUUGAUGAUGAAAUUGUUUCUCUGUCUGUUAAAGUGUUCUGCAGCAACACAGAAGUGCCAAGUGCCUAGUCCAGAGCUAAGUUGGAGACAGGGUGAGGACAGCUGACCAUCCAGAGUUGCACAGAAAGAACACAGCUCUGAGGAGGAACAACAAAGAUCUAUCUGUGACAGUAAGUUGUAUGACCUUGAAUAAUCCCCAGAUGUCUCUGGCCUCAGGUUCAUCAUGUGCAAAAUGGAGAAGGUUGAUUUUUUCUCAUGUCUCUUGUAGCUCCUAAGACAGCAUGUGAUGUCUAGGACAUUUCAGAUUUGUGUUCUUUUCAAUUAAAUGAUGCAUCCUGGAGAUGAAUAACCAAGGCAGAGCUCAGAGGAAUACAGAAUGGGAUGAUUCAUAGGGCUUUUCCUGAAAAGUGUUACCUGUCUUUGGUGACCUUAAUUCUACCGAUUCGUCUUUUCAACUUUGUUGUUCAGGGCCAGUUUAGUGGCUUGACCAAUCUCAACCUGUGGGACCUUCCAGCUCACCAUCACUCCUAGGAACAUAGGAGUGAUAGCGCCCAUUUACUUGGAGUUUAUUAGAAGCAGAAAUGAUGCAGAUGUGAGGACAGUCGUCCACUUCCACCCAUGACUCCUCCUGACACUGGCUUACUUGGCCAUGUUUGAAGAUUUUAACUUUUUUUUCUUUUUUUAAAACAGAUGGCCAAUUGGUCUGUUGCAAUAGGGUAGAACUGGUUGUGACCAGAGGGGUACUUAUUCAUUAUAUGGACUACUGUCUAUAAAGGAUUGAAGGUAGAAAAUCCAGCCGGGGCUUUUCCUGGUAUUCUAAGAAAAGUAACAUUACUGUACAGUAGCACAACUGAAUCAAGGAUGGGUGGAUGAGAAAAAGGCUUCCUUUUCCUUUAAAAUACCUCUUCUCUACACAUUUUCUAGUGCAUUCUCCAGGGGUUAGAUGUAAUUAGCAUGAACAGCACAUGUCAGUGGUAGGCUCUCCCAUGUCAUGCAACAGCAUCUUUAUCCUUGAAAGCAGUGUGCUCCAUGUAGACUGGGUGAGCCCCAGGAGCAGCUUCAGCAGUCUCUGAGUACACAGACUGAAUGUGCCUUACUGCAGCUCUCUCACACCAGCCCGACUCAGAUGGCUUUUCCAACAGAGUGGGCUUGCAAAGCAUUUCAGCAACCUCUGAAAAUGGCCAGCUCCAUGUAGAAGGGUAGUUAGUGUAAGUGUUGGCAAAGGAGAGGAGAGGAGAGGGUAGGAGAGGUGAGGGGAGUGGAGGAGAGGGGAGGGGAGGGGAGGGGAGGGGAGGGGAGGGGAGGGAAGGUGGAGGAGAGGAGAGGGGAGGAGAGGAGAGGAGAGGAGAGGAGAGGAGAGGGGAGGGGAGGGGAGGGGAGGGGAGGAGAGGGGAGGGGAGGGGAGGGGAGGGGAGGAGAGGAGAGGAGAGGAGAGGAGAGGAGAGGAGAGGAGAGGAGACUGAGACUGUCAGAAUCAAACCCCAAAUCCCUGCCUUCUUGUGUCUCCUCUCAAGUUGUUUUUGGAAAGCAAAGAAACAAAUGUUGAUUGCUCUACAGAGUCCUACGUUUCUGUUACACGUACGCAGUUUAACAGAGGGGGAUAUAUCCCCAAAGAAAGGUUGGCGGUGGGGGGGGGGCGAAUAUGUUAGUCCCUCAUUUAGAUAUAUCUUGUCAUUGAUGAUGUUUCUUACCCCCCCUCUUCUUUUUUUUUUUUUUUUUCCGCCCGCAAAUAGAUACAAGAAAAAAAAAAGCUGAGAGUGUUUUUCAUUUCAUCAAAGAACAUAUAUUACUUUAGCGGCUCGGUUUAAAAAAAAAAUGUUGGUUUUCUUCCCACCCCUUUUCAAUCUGCCGGUGUUGGAGGUGCUCGGAGAAGACGCACAAUCGCGAGCAGCUUACGACACUCAGUGAGCAGUCGGUGCCGGUGCAGGCUCGCGCACACUCCUCGGAGGAGGGAAGGAGCCGGGCGCUGCUCUGCGCUCCGCAAGGCAUGAGCCGGCCAGGUUUCCGCAGCUGCCCGGGACACGAAUGGCAGGCGUUCUCCAACCUGGACUCCAAGGUGGCUUCGAUUCGCGUUGGUCAUUGCCGAUGACAUUCUCCAGACUGUCAAAUCCUGGGGAGUCUCGAGCCCCGAGUUUGGAGUUGAUCUUUUACCUCAACCCCCCAACCACGUCACAGUCUCAACUGCAGAGGAAAAAAAAGGGGGACCGAGGCAGGAAGGCGAGAAGCACGGGCUCCCGGCACGUAGUUGGGAAACUUGCGGGUCCUAGAAGUCGCCUCCCCGCCUCGCCGACCGCCCCUGCAGCCCCGGAGCGCAGCAGCAAAGUGAGACAUUGUGCGUCUGCCAGAUCCUCGGGCCGCGGAGCAGGGCUGCCUCGGGAAACACAGAGGGGUCUUCUCUCGCCCUGCAUAUAAUUAGCCUACACACAAAGGGAGCAGCUGAAUGGAGGUUGUCACUCGCUGGAAAAGGGUGGGUAAGACACUUUUUUAAUUAAAUUCUUUCCAGAAGAAAAAAAUUUUUCCUCCCUUUGCUGCCGCAUCUAACAUGGACUGCAUUACCCCGGCUUUGAUCUUUCCGUGGCUGUGAACUUUGUAUGCCGCCCGGCUUUCUGCAUGCUUAGAGAUUUCUGACCCAGCGCUUCCAAUGGACAUUCUCCAGUCUCUCUGGAAAGAUUCUCGCUAAUGGAUUUCCUGCUACUCGGCCUCUGUCUACACUGGCUGCUGAGGAGGCCCUCGGGGGUGGUCUUGUGUCUGCUGGGGGCCUGCUUUCAGAUGCUGCCCGCCGCCCCCAGCGGAUGCCCGGGGCAGUGUCGGUGCGAGGGGCGGCUGCUGUACUGCGAGGCGCUCAACCUAACCGAGGCGCCCCAUAACCUGUCCGGCCUGCUGGGCUUGUCUUUGCGCUACAACAGCCUCUCGGAGCUGCGCGCCGGCCAGUUCACAGGGUUAAUGCAGCUCACGUGGCUGUAUUUGGAUCACAAUCACAUCUGCUCGGUGCAGGGGGACGCCUUUCAGAAACUGCGCCGAGUUAAGGAACUCACGCUGAGUUCCAACCAGAUCACUGAACUGGCCAACACCACCUUCCGGCCCAUGCCCAACCUGCGCAGCGUGGACCUGUCCUAUAACAAGCUGCAGGCGCUAGCUCCGGAUCUCUUCCACGGGCUGCGGAAGCUCACCACCCUGCACAUGCGGGCCAAUGCCAUCCAAUUCGUGCCGGUGCGCAUCUUUCAGGACUGCCGCAGCCUCAAGUUUCUCGACAUUGGAUACAAUCAGCUCAAGAGUCUGGCGCGCAACUCUUUCGCCGGCUUGUUCAAGCUCACAGAGCUACACCUGGAGCAUAAUGACUUGAUCAAGGUGAACUUCGCCCAUUUCCCGCGCCUCAUCUCCCUGCACUCGCUCUGCCUGAGGCGGAAUAAGGUUGCCAUUGUGGUCAGCUCUCUCGACUGGGUUUGGAAUUUGGAGAAAAUGGACUUGUCUGGGAACGAGAUCGAAUACAUGGAGCCCCAUGUGUUCGAGACCGUUCCCUACCUGCAGACCCUGCAGCUGGACUCCAACCGCCUCACCUACAUUGAGCCCCGUAUUCUCAACUCCUGGAAGUCCCUUACGAGCAUCACUCUGGCCGGGAACCUGUGGGACUGCGGGCGCAACGUGUGUGCUCUAGCUUCCUGGCUCAGCAACUUCCAGGGACGUUACGAUGCUAACUUGCAGUGCGCCAGCCCAGAGUACGCACAGGGCGAGGACGUCUUGGAUGCAGUGUAUGCUUUCCACCUGUGUGAGGAUGGGGCCGAGCCCACCAGCGGCCACCUCCUGUCGGUGGCCGUCACUAACCGCAGUGACCUAACGCCCCCAGAGAGCUCAGCCACGACUCUGGUGGACGGUGGGGAGGGGCACGAUGGCACGUUUGAGCCCAUCACUGUGGCUCUUCCAGGCGGCGAGCACGCAGAGAACGCUGUGCAAAUCCACAAAGUGGUCACUGGCACCAUGGCCCUCAUCUUCUCCUUCCUCAUCGUGGUCCUCGUACUCUACGUAUCCUGGAAGUGUUUCCCAGCCAGCCUCAGGCAGCUCAGACAGUGCUUUGUCACGCAGCGCAGGAAGCAGAAGCAGAAACAGACCAUGCAUCAGAUGGCUGCUAUGUCUGCCCAGGAAUACUAUGUUGAUUACAAACCUAACCACAUCGAGGGGGCCCUGGUUAUCAUCAACGAGUACGGUUCGUGUACCUGUCACCAGCAGCCUGCGAGGGAAUGCGAGGUGUGAUUGUCCCAGAGGCUCCCAACCCAUGCGCUACCAAAUACGCCUGGGCAGCCGGGCGGGCCAGCGGGCACCAGGACUGGUCUCCUCUGCGCUCUGAUUUGUUGACUGAAACUGUAAGGGGAUCUCUCCCAGAGACUUGACAUUUUAGCUUUAUGUGUCUUAAAAAAACAAACAAACAAACAAAAUCCCGAAAUAAAACACAACAAAAAAAACCCCACCCCAUAAUCUUCAGGACAGUCUGUCUUAAAUUUCAUAUGAGAACUUCUUCCUCCCUUUGAAGAUCUGUCCAUAUUCAGGAAUCUGAGAGUGUUAAAAAAAGGUACCAAUCAUUGAUUUUUCUUUUGUAAACUAAAACGUUUAAAAUAAAAUAGCAUUUACAGUUUCUACA